GGCGUCCAGGCUGCGCGUCGUCGCCUGGGUGCUGUGCAGGUCGAUCGUCUUGUUUUUAAAUAUUUUCAGAAGGCAUCUGGUUGGCACCAUGAAACCGGGAAAAAUAGGCUACAAAAUUUUGAUUUCGUGUAAUUUAAGGGAGUUUAAAAUUAAAAUAUUAAUUUAGUGGAUGAACCUUUAGGCUGUAUUUAUAAAUUGUGCCACGCGUCGAACUAUUUUCUCAUUUCAUUGCAAACAAUAUAUAAAAACUUCUUUACAAUGCCAGAAAGAUGGUUAUUUUGCAUUCUUUUUGUUACAAUAACGAGCCGUGCAAUUGAAAGCACAGCUAAAGUAAGUCCAAAGAGAAGUUUAGUGUGGGGUCCUGGUCUGGAUGCAAACAAAGUACUUCCAGCUCGCUAUUUCUAUAUUCAGGCUGUUGCAGAAGACAAUGUCAACUUUACUUCUUCACCAGGUGAAAACACAUUUACAGUGAACAUUAAUUCCCCGGGUGAGGAAUUCACACGCAUUUGGGUGCAAGUUUUGGACCGGAAGGAUGGAUCUUUCCUUGUCAGAUACAGAAUGUAUUCAAGUUACAGAGAUUUGGUAAUUGAGAUUAAAUUCCAAGAUGCACAUGUUGCUCAGUCACCAUAUUUUUUAAAAGGCCAUGUGUACCACGAGUCCUGUAACUGUCCACAAGAAGAUGGAACCAAGUGGUACAAGGAUAUGCAGUGUCUUCUGUCUUUUCCACAGAUUCAACGAGAUUUGGCUCAUUUUCCUUUUGUGGAUCCAGAGCGAAAUGCUAUAGAAAUUGCAAAAAGAUUUGGCCAAAGACAAAGUCUAUGCCAUUACACAAUAAAAGAUAAUAAGGUUUAUGUGAAGACAUUUGGAGAACAUGUUGGCUUUCGGAUUUUCAUGGAUUCCAUUUUGUUAUCUCUGACACGGAAGGUAAAAUUACAAGAUGUAGAGUUCUUUGUCAAUCUUGGAGAUUGGCCUUUAGAAAAGAGAAAAAUGACUGAGAAGCUUCACCCUAUUUUCUCAUGGUGUGGGUCAGAAAAUACAAGAGAUAUUGUGAUGCCAACGUAUGAUAUUACUGAUUCAGUUCUAGAAACUAUGGGACGAGUAAGUCUGGAUAUGAUGUCCGUUCAGGCCAAUACUGGCCCUUCUUGGGAAAACAAAAAUCAUACUGCAUUUUGGAGAGGACGAGACAGCCGAAGAGAGCGCUUAGAACUUGUAAAACUCGGUAUCGAGCACCCUGACUUAAUUGAUGCUGCAUUCACAAAUUUUUUCUUUUUUCCCCAUAAUGAGAGCCUUUAUGGUCCAAUUGUAAAGCAUGUGUCAUUUUUUGACUUUUUCCAGUAUAAAUAUCAAAUCAACAUUGAUGGCACUGUGGCUGCCUACAGAAUGCCUUAUUUGCUAGCAGGAGAUAGUGUCAUUCUAAAGCAAGAUUCAGUCUACUACGAACACUUCUACAACGACCUGACACCAUGGGAACAUUACAUUCCAUUUAAGAGUGAUUUGAGUGAUCUUCUGGAUAAAAUUCAGUGGGCAAAAUCUCAUGAUAAAGAGGCCAAAAUGAUUGCAAAAGCUGGACAAGAAUAUGCUAGGAACAAUCUUAUGGCAGAUCACAUCUUCUGUUAUUACUUUAAACUUUUCCAAGAAUAUGCUGAUCUUCAAGUGAAUGAACCUAAGGUUAGGGACGGCAUGGACCUAGUGGACCAUCCAAAGGAUGACCUGUUCCCUUGUGUGUGUCAUAGAACAAAGUCUAGAGAUGAACUUUAACCCGAAAAGUCAAGAGGACAAUAGAACAACCGGGUUAUGCAAGCUAUUGGAUUCCAGUGUAAUUGCAUCAAUAUUCAUUCAAUAAUAUGCAAUUCAGGAACGUCCAGAGGAUCCUGUCCAGGCUGCUGCUAAAGUGCAUCCACUGAAGAAGAGGAUUUGAUGGCCUAUUGUAAAAAGGGUAUACCUCAUAGUUGCCACAAAACUGUUAUUCAGCUGCAUAAAGUAUUUGCUUAUUAAUCUAUAGCCACUGAAGUAGUUUAGUUGACUGAAAAAAGUAACGACAUGCUCUGUUCCAAACAUAACAAUAUCUUUAAGGUAUAUGUACCUGCUUACAUAUUAAAUAGGUGAGUAUGCCAGAAAAGGUUCAUGAAUUGGAAGACUAAAACUUCUUAAGGACAAUAUGUUUUCUAUUUUGUUUCCAGAGAUCCAUUUGUAAUUGGCUGCAUUGUUAUCCAUGCACGAUUACAUUUAAAAUAGACACCUGAAGGUUUGACAUUGGAUAGCUUAUUGGUUUGAUUGAAUUAGCUUCAAGUAAAUCAUGUGCGAGUGAGAGCUAUAUGCAUGUGCACAUUCUCAGUUUUUCUUAAGUGGGACAUUUUAAAGAUAUCCAGGUGUAUUAAUCCUAAGCACAAUUGAACAAAGAAAAAUGUAACCAUUGGUGCUUUUAUAAUAUUGUCACAAUAUUUGAUGUUAUGAAGUGGUUAGCUGAUUAUUAAUCUUUUUUAAAUAAAAGCAUAACUUUC
Molecule: messenger RNA, 2501 nt
Organism: Pristis pectinata (smalltooth sawfish)
Lineage: Eukaryota; Metazoa; Chordata; Chondrichthyes; Rhinopristiformes; Pristidae
Gene: poglut2
Product: protein O-glucosyltransferase 2
Exons: 10
Coding region: 259-1758 (499 amino acids)
Cellular component (GO): endomembrane system
Molecular function (GO): protein binding; glucosyltransferase activity
Source: RefSeq, a predicted model, not a curated record